Molecule: messenger RNA, 1275 nt
Organism: Juglans regia (Persian walnut)
Lineage: Eukaryota; Viridiplantae; Streptophyta; Magnoliopsida; Fagales; Juglandaceae
Product: E3 ubiquitin-protein ligase AIRP2-like
Exons: 5
Coding region: 312-1079 (255 amino acids)
Biological process (GO): protein ubiquitination
Molecular function (GO): ubiquitin protein ligase activity
Source: RefSeq, a predicted model, not a curated record
ACAAAAUAAUCUGCGUCUCUCUGAUGUUUGAUGAAGGUUAGGUUUUGAUAACAGGCUGCCAUACCCAACCAACCCAACACACACUUCGGAGACUCCUUCAAAGACCUUUCUUUGGGGCCUCUUUUGUUAGUUCAAACGUCCAAUAAUUUUACUUUAGUGUUUGUGGUACACGGGACCCACCACUUUCUGGGUUUCUCUCUCUCUCUGUGUGUUCAUCUUCACCUUCACUGCUACUUUCAUAUAUCCCAAAAUCCUAACAAGGAUUGGAGUCCUUUAGUGAGAGAAAAAGAGUGGAACAAAGAGUGACCGAAAUGUUUGAUAACUAUCAUCAACUUGCAGCUAAACCCUCUUACCAAGAUUCCCUUAAGGUUCUGGAGGCAGAUAUUCAGCAUGCCAAUAUGCUGGCAGCUUCUAUUCCAAGAAGCAAAGGCGGUGCCUGCCUUCAAAUGAAAUUGGUCUACAAUCAUUUGGCACCCAUUUUACUGUUUUUGCUUCAGUGGAUGGAUUGCUCAUGUACUUGUCUACUUUCAAGUUAUUUAAACCUUUUUCACAUAAUUGUAUAUAAGGUGCGCUCUGAUGGGAAGCCAAAUAUCUCUUCAUGUGGAAGGAGAGCUACCGUUACAGAAUUCUACGCUGUUAUAUUACCGUCUCUUCAGCGUCUCAAUGGCGACUUGUCAGAGUUGGAUGUUACUCGAGAGGAAGGUAGCUCCAUUCAGAUGGUAGUCAGGAAGAAAUUAGAAAAGAAGAGAAAGAUUCCAGAUGUUGACUUGGAGAGAGAAGAUGAGUGUGGGAUCUGCUUGGAGUCUUGCACUAAAAUGGUUGUGCCAAACUGCUGCCAUGCCAUGUGCAUCAACUGUUACCGUGACUGGAAUACAAGGUCAGAAUCUUGCCCUUUUUGCCGUGGAAGUUUAAAGAGAGUGAAUUCAGGAGACUUGUGGGUUCUGACAUGCAGUGGCGAUGUGGUUGACACUCAAACUGUGUUAAAGGAGGAUAUUUUGCGCUUCAAUCUUUACAUAAAGAACCUACCUAGGGAUAUCCCAGAUGCCCUGUUCUUAAUGUACUAUGAGUACUUAUUCUAAUCUGAAAGGCAUGAAGAAUGAAUGAUGCACAGAAAGAGAAAAAAACUGUUGACCACCACCUGUAAAGUGCCUGGUGAGAUUUUCACAUCGAAAAUUUUAUUUAACUUGAUAUUUGAGUAGAACAAUGUACAUCCUUUGUAUAAAGACCCAAUAAUUUUCGAAAUUGCACUUCUUCCAGCAUGAGGAUUAAGCGGUU